This is a messenger RNA of Brassica oleracea var. oleracea, 2982 nucleotides long. RefSeq names its product RNA polymerase II C-terminal domain phosphatase-like 1. The record is from RefSeq and is a predicted model, not a curated record. The coding region runs from base 214 to 2766 and encodes 850 amino acids. Gene Ontology annotation, molecular function: RNA polymerase II CTD heptapeptide repeat phosphatase activity. Lineage: Eukaryota; Viridiplantae; Streptophyta; Magnoliopsida; Brassicales; Brassicaceae. The transcript has 15 exons.
UUAGGUUUUUUUUCGUUUGUGGAUUUACAGAUCUAGAGGACACAAAAAGAAACUAAAAAUUUCAGUUAUUUUCAUCUACCCUAUCUAUCAAAGUCGAUUCCUUUUCCCUUUGUUAUCUGCUGAGAAUCAAAGCCAAUGGAUUUCGAAUAAAGCAAAGACCUUUGAUGAACUAAUUUGAGUUUGAGACAAUAAAACAUCCAUUGAUCUAAGGAUAUGUAUAACAGUAAUAGAGUACAAGUGUACCAUGAAGACGUGAGGGUUGGGGAGAUGGAGAUACACCCUCCAAGGGAAGACGACGUGAUGAAGCAAAGGGCAGUCAUGGAGGAAGUGAAGAUGGGAAUCAAAAUUAGCAGUUUUUCUCAACCUAGCAAGAGAUGUACUCCUCUUGCAGUGCUUACUACCAUUUCAUCUUCUGGACUUUGUUUCAAACUUGAAGCUUCGCCUACUCCUGCUCAUGAGCCUCUCAGUGUCUUCCACUCGUCAUGCCUUAGGGACCAGAAGACUGCAGUAAUGUCCCUUGGUGUGGAAGAGCUCCAUUUGGUUGCCAUGUGCUCGGAGGAUAUCAACAAUGACCGUCCUUGUUUCUGGGCGUUUACUGUUGCUCCUGGAAUUUAUGAUUCAUGUCUUGGCAUGUUGAAUCUUAGAUGUCUGGCGAUUGUGUUUGAUCUUGAUGAGACACUCGUAGUGGCCAAUACCCUGCACACAUUUGAGGUUAAAAUGGAGGGGUUGCUCCGGAGAAUGAGCAGCGAGGUGGACCCUCGACGCCGUGCUGUUAUGGUGGCUCAGAUGAAGCGUUAUCAGGAUGACAAAAAUCUGUUAAAGCAGUACGUUGAAAGUGACCAGGUUGUUGAAAACGGGGAGGUGAUUAAAGCACAAUCUGAAAUUGUCCCUGCCUUGUCUGACAACCAUCAGCCUCUUGUUCGUCCUCUGAUAAGGUUGCAAGAGAAGAACAUUGUCUUGACUCGCAUUAAUCCAAUGAAACGUGAUACAAGUGUUCUUGUGAGGUUGAGGACUUCAUGGGAGGAACUUCGAAGCUAUUUGACAGCAAAAGAGCAGCGCAAGCGUUUUGAAGUAUAUGUUUGCACAAUGGCUGACAAAGAUUACGCCUUAGAGAUGUGGAGGCUCCUUGAUCCAGAAGGGAAUUUGAUAAACGCAAAUGACUUGCUGGCUCGCAUUGUUUGUGUGAAAUCUGGCUUUAAGAAGUCAUUGUUCAAUGUGUUUCUCAAUGCCACCUGCCAUCCGAAGAUGGCACUGGUAAUUGAUGAUCGCCGGGAAGUUUGGGACGAGAAGGAUCAGCCAAGGGUGCAUGUGGUUCGUGCAUUUGCUCCCUACCAUUCUCCUAAAGCUGAAGCAGCUGCAACACCGGUACUGUGCGCUGCCAAAAAUCUUGCUUGCGUUGUCAGAACUGGAUUUUUCAAGCAUUUCGAUGAUAGUCUGCUACCAAGGAUUGCUGAAAUAUCUUAUGAGAAUGAUGUUGAAGAUAUUCCAUCACCUCCUGAUGUAAGCCAUUACUUGGUGUCUGAGGACGUGACAUCUGGUUUAAAUGGAAACAAAGAUCCACUUUCUAGUGACAAGAUGGCUGAUGCUGGAGUGGGGAGAAUACUGAAGGAGGCAAUUUGUGGAUCUUCAGCUGCCCUUCCGGCUGCAAAUACAGAUCCAAGAAUAGCUGCUCCCGUUCAGCAACCCAUUGCUUCUGCUUCUUAUGUUUCCGCUCCAGUACCAGUACCAGUACCAGUACCAGUACCAGCACCAGUCCCAGUCCCAGUCCCAGUCAUGCAACAAGCACCGCAACCAUCAGCUAUCGCCUUUCCAAGCAUUCAGUUUCAACAACCGGCAAUAGUAGCUACACACCUGGUUCCCUCAGAGCCAAGUUUGCAAAAUUCUCCGGCUAGUGUGGAAGGUGAGGUACCUGAAUCAGAGUUAGAUCUAGAUACCAGGAGGAGGCUCCUCAUAUUGAAACAUGGACAAGAUCCUAGAGAUGCUGCUCCAAGUGAACCUUCAUUUCCAAAGAGACCGCCAGUUCAAGCUCCACCUCCACAUGUGCAGCCAAGAAAUGGUUGGUUUGCUGCUGAGGAGGAGAUGGAUCCAAAAACAGAGAAUCCCGUUGGAUUACUGCAUGAGAUUGCUAUUAAAUGCGGAACUAAGGUGGACUACAAACCGGGUUUGGUUGCUAGUACAGAUAUGCGGUUCUCUAUUGAGGCUUGGUUUUGUGGUAAAAAAAUUGGAGUAGGGAUUGGGAAAUCGAGACGAGAAGCCCUGCAGAAGGCUGCUGAAUUUUCAAUCCAGAACUUAGCUGAUAUAUAUUUGUCCCGUGAAAAUGGCGACGCAGGACCAAGUCACAGGGAUGCAGGCCCCCUUACUAAUCAGACAUCUGCUGGAUAUGAAAAAGCGAUGCCAGUUGCUACAUAUACAAGAUUAGAAGGCUCUAUUAGGCACACUGGCUCCAUUCCUACGCUCAGGGAACUGUGUGCAUCGGAAGGUUGGGAGCUGUCUUUUCAAUCUCAGCGUCCACUUCAACCUGACAUGGUCCACAAUGAUGAAUUUCAUGCUAAGGUUGCAAUAAAUGGACGUGUUUUAGGGGAAGGAGUUGGAUCAACAUGGGAGAAAGCUAGAGUGCAUGCUGCUGAGAGAGCACUGGGUAAUGUGAGACCAUUGCUUCAACGACAAGUAUCUUCAAGAUCGUUCGGUGGGAUGUCAAACAAGCGUCUGAAGCCAAACUUUCAACGGUCCAUGCAACGGAUGGCAUCUUCAGGAAGAUCCUCUUAACAAAAAUCAUGUCUGCAUUUUAAUUCCAUUGUCUCUUACUUUAAAAGCUACAUAGGCAAUUUCUUUGACAAGUUCUCUUGUUCCCCAAACAGUUAACCACUGAUAGAGAGAUUAUGCUUUUUUGUUUUGUGUAAUUACAUGUUUUAACUCAAGAUUUUUGUGUACUUUAUCAGACAUUCUGAGUAGAAGCUACACAGCUUGAGGGGCAAAGAGAAG